GCCCCGGUUCCUCCCCCUCCCGCCAUGCCGCUACCGCUGCUCCGGUUGCUCGGCCUUGGGGCUCGGUUCCGCCCGGUCCCUCUCGCUCUGCGGGGUUCCCCCGGCCCGGGGUGCAGUUUCAGGUAUGGGGGGAUCUGCCCGGGGCUGGUCGUCCCCCCCUGCCGCCCCCCAUGUCCCCCCACCCCAGCUCGGCUCUGCCUGCUCCUGGCCGGACCCCUGGCUGGCUGUGCCCUGAUAGAGGGGGUGGGCUUGGCCGCCCGCUGCCAGGAGGCCACCCUGUCCCCCGUCCCGGUCCCUGAGCCCUCUGAGCACCCCCAGCCCUCCUCGGAGCCCCCCUUUGACUGGCCGCUCUUCUGGACCUUCCUGCGCCCACAGCUCCUGGCACUCUCGGCUGCUGUCCUGCUGGCGCUGUUCUCGGCUCUGGUGUCGGUCCGUGUUCCGGUGGUGCUGGGGCAGUUGGUGGACGCGGUCUCGGGCUGUGCCGGGGGUCUCUUUCCCCAUUACGUGGCCGCCGUCCACCUCCCGGCGCUGCGCCUGCUGGGGCUCCACUGCCUGCAGGGGCUGCUGACGUUCGGGUACAUCGCACUGCUGGCACGGGCCGGAGAGCGGCUGGCGGGGAACAUGAGGAAGGAGCUCUUCAUGUCCCUGCUGCGGCAGGACGUGGCUUUCUUCGAUGCCACCCGUACGGGGCAGCUGGUGGCACGACUGACGGCUGAUGUCCAGGAGUUCAAGUCCUCCUUCAAGCUCGUCAUCUCCCAGGUGAGCUGGGGUGGGGGGCAGCAGAACCACCCCACACAGUCCCUGGGACCCCCACCCACCCUGCCCAUCCCCCAGGGCCUGCGCAGUGGCACCCAGACGCUGGGUGGCUUUGUGUCCCUGUACCUGCUGUCCCCCAAGCUGACGGGGCUGCUGGUGCUGGCACUGCCCACCCUGGUGGGCAUCGGGACCCUCCUGGGCUCCGGGCUGCGUGGGCUCUCCCGGCAGGCACAGGAACAGGUGGCCAAGGCCACCGUGGUGGCUGAUGAGGCACUGGGGAAUGUCCGGACCGUGAGAGCCUUUGCCAUGGAGGAGCAGCAGGCGGGGCUGUACUGCACCGAGGUGGAUCGAGCUGGGCUGCUGAGCGAGCGUCUGGGGCUCGGCAUCGCUGCCUUCCAGGGGCUCUCCAGCCUGGCCCUCAAUGCUGUCGUUCUGGGGACCAUCUUCGUAGGGGGGUCCCUGAUGGCUGGGGAUCAGCUCUCACCAGGGGACCUCAUGUCCUUCUUGGUGGCCUCACAAACAGUCCAAAGGUCCAUGGCCAGCAUCUCCGUCCUGAUGGGACAGGUGGUGCGGGGUCUGAGCGCCGGCGCCCGCGUCCUGGAGCUGCUGCGUCUGGAGCCCAGCGUGGGGCUGCGGGGAGGGGGCUCCAUCCCCCACCACUCCCUGCUCGGCCACAUCUCCUUCAACCACGUCUCCUUCAGCUACCCCACCCGCCCCGGGCACCCUGUGCUGCAGGACUUCAGCCUCACCCUGCCCCCUGGCAAGACCGUGGCCAUCGUGGGACCCUCGGGGGAAGGGAAGUCAACAGUGGCGGCACUGCUGGAGCGGUUCUAUGAGCCCACCCGUGGCACCAUCACCCUGGAUGGGAGGGACAUCGCGGAGCUGGACCCCUCCUGGCUGCGAGGGAAGGUCCUGGGAUUCAUCAGCCAGGAGCCGGUGCUGUUCGGCACCUCCAUCCUGGAGAACAUCCGAUUCGGGCGCCCCGGGGCCUCCGACGCCGAAGUGGAGAGCGCGGCCCGGAUGGCCAACGCCGACGGCUUCAUCAGAGCCUUCCCCGAGGGCUACCACACCCUGGUGGGCGAGCGUGGCGUGGCACUGUCGGGGGGCCAGAAGCAGCGGGUGGCCAUCGCCCGGGCCCUGCUGAAGGACCCCCAGGUGCUCAUCCUGGACGAGGCCACCAGCGCCCUGGACGCGGAGUCGGAGCGGGCAGUGCAGGAGGCUCUGGACCGGGCCAGCCAUGGCCGCACCGUCCUGGUCAUCGCCCACCGCCUCAGCACCGUGCGGGGCGCCCACUGCAUCGUGGUGCUGGCACGGGGACGGGUGGCCGAGGCAGGGACCCACGAGGAGCUGGUGCGGCGGGGGGGUCUCUACGCUGAGCUCAUCCGACGGCAGCAGCAGGAUGGGAGCUGAGCACCCCCGGGGGGGCAGGGGGAACCCCUGGCUGCUCCCCAAUAAAUCAGGGAUGG
Molecule: messenger RNA, 2222 nt
Organism: Calypte anna (Anna's hummingbird)
Lineage: Eukaryota; Metazoa; Chordata; Aves; Apodiformes; Trochilidae
Product: ATP-binding cassette sub-family B member 8, mitochondrial
Exons: 15
Coding region: 25-2166 (713 amino acids)
Biological process (GO): transmembrane transport
Cellular component (GO): membrane
Molecular function (GO): ABC-type oligopeptide transporter activity; ATP binding; ATP hydrolysis activity
Source: RefSeq, a predicted model, not a curated record